Molecule: messenger RNA, 2070 nt
Organism: Vigna radiata var. radiata (mung bean)
Lineage: Eukaryota; Viridiplantae; Streptophyta; Magnoliopsida; Fabales; Fabaceae
Product: UPF0503 protein At3g09070, chloroplastic
Exons: 2
Coding region: 115-1713 (532 amino acids)
Source: RefSeq, a predicted model, not a curated record
UAGUAUGAGUGGAAGGUGGGAAACCCAGGUGAGUGGCUUUCACUUUUCGCGGUACCAUAACUAACCUAACAUGAUCCCACCGCAAUUCCUUCUACACUUUUUUCACACUCACUCAUGACUACCAAAACGCACCGUUUUACUACCUGUUACCGUCACCCUUUCACACCUGUCACCGGUUUCUGUGCCUCCUGUCUCCGCGAACGCCUCGCCGGCAUCGAUUCCUCCUCCUCUUCGCCGGACCUACGCCGCACUAAGUCCUUCUCCGACCGUACAGCCGGCGCUAACUCCUCCUCCGCCGCCCCGGAGCCCCGCCGUAGGUCCUGCGAGGUCCGACUGCCGCAGCCGGGUGGCUCGCUGUCGGACCUCUUCAACCGCGACUACAAGAGCAAGAAGCCAACGAAUCGGAACGCCGACAUCCGUUCAGGAAGUGCUGGCGUCGGACUCGAAGAGAGCGAGCGCGGCGAAGCGGUUAGGGUUUCUGGCGAUGAAGAAGGGGAGGGGAAGACGAUGAAGGAGUUCAUAGAUCUCGAAUUGCGGAGCAGGAAGGGCGGGGGGAGAGAUUUCAAAGACAUCGCAGCGAGUUUUCGCGGCGCGGCUUCCGAAUUCAGCAAGCGAUUGAUGAAAUGGAAACAGAAGCUGAAUCCGAAGAGAAACCACCGCCACAGCGACGUCGCCGGCGCCGACUUUUGUUCAGUCGAAAAACUAGGGUUUAAGUCGUUGCGGGAGACGCAAUCGGAGGUUGGAGAAUACGGUUUCGCGUUAGGUAGAAGAUCGUGCGACACUGAUCCGAGGUUAUCCGUUGACAAUUCGCGAUUUUCGUUCGAAGCUCCUCGAGCUUCCUGGGAUGGUUAUUUGAUUGGGAAAGCAUACCCUAGGGUUUCCCCCAUGGUUCGUGUUGGUGAUAGGGUUUUGGUCGAGGAAGAAGAAGAGGGAGACGUGAGUUUAGAGAAUGGUGAAGAAUUCUGUCCUGGCGGUUCUGCUCAGACGAAGCAUUACUAUUCCGAUUGGCAUAGGAGGAGGAGGAGUUUUGAUAGAUCAAAUUCUCGUAGGAAGUCGAUAAUGGGAGACGUUGAUGAAUUGAGAGUGAUAUCUAAUGCUAAGGUUUCUCCAGCUACAACUGAGUUGUUCUAUGGGGCCAAGGUGUUGAUCACAGAGAAUGGUUUGAGGGAUGUGAAUUUGAAAUCGUCUGAUAGUGUAAUGGGGUCCGGUUCCAAGGUUGAGGCUUGUGAUGUUGCAAUUGAGGAUGGUCAACAGGGAUUGAACAAGUUUCACAAGUGGGGUAGGUUAUGGAGUAAAUUGGGGUUAUUGCAGAGGAGAAGGGAAGAUAUGUUGGGAGAAGGUGAUUACGGUGGUGGUGAUGUGGUUAAUAAGCCACUUGCAGAGUCUUGGCAGAAGCUAAGGAGGGUGGUUAACGGUAAAGCGAGUGAGUCAGUUAGCCAGAAGCUUAUUCGUAGCUAUAGUGUUAGUUGUAGAGAUCCUUGUAGAACUUCAGGUUUAGUCAAUGGCUUUGGGGUUUCUGCGACUAAAGGCCAGGUUUUGAAUGGAAGGCAGAAGUUUAUGCUUCAGAAAAACCGGAGUGUUAGGUAUUCACCAAGUAAUGUUGACAGUGGCUUGUUAAGGUUCUAUUUGACACCAUUGAAAAGCUAUAGGCGAAGCAGGUCUGCAAAGGGUAGCUUAAAGAAUUCAAAUUCAACGGCCAGAAGUUUCUUCUGAGGCGGUUGUGUGAGGAAAGGUGCUGUUUCACAUUUUGAUAGUCUUCUGACAAUGCGUAAUAGGCUACCUACCUCAAUGACGUUGAAAAGCAAUAUCCUCCUCAUUAUAAAAAUGCUUCGUAAGCGCAUGCUUUGACUUUAAUUUGAAGGAUCAUAGCCGAACUCAAGUUUCAUUGUUUUAUAUUCACUCCACGGGUCUUUUUCAUGAUUUGAAUACUUAUCUUUAUUUCUGCAUCCCUGGUUCAUUCUUUACGGUGAAACUAGAUUGAAAAGCACGAGUGACAGUGAUAAUGAAAACAAUAGAAUAAAUAUUCAUGAAUUAAAUAUAAAAUAAUUUGGACAGAUAGAAUAUUUUGCA